This is a messenger RNA of Colletotrichum lupini, 273 nucleotides long. Its product is annotated as H/ACA ribonucleoprotein complex subunit 3. The coding region runs from base 1 to 273 and encodes 90 amino acids. Lineage: Eukaryota; Fungi; Ascomycota; Sordariomycetes; Glomerellales; Glomerellaceae. The transcript has 2 exons. Gene Ontology annotation, biological process: ribosome biogenesis; snRNA pseudouridine synthesis; positive regulation of telomerase RNA localization to Cajal body. Gene Ontology annotation, molecular function: box H/ACA snoRNA binding; telomerase RNA binding. The record is from RefSeq and is a predicted model, not a curated record. Gene Ontology annotation, cellular component: box H/ACA snoRNP complex; box H/ACA telomerase RNP complex.
AUGCAUUUGAUGUACACUCUCGAUGAGGCGGGCAGCCGUGUCUACACCCUCAAGAAGGUUGUCGACGGCAAGGUCACCAAGUCUGCUCACCCUGCCCGCUUCUCUCCCGAUGACAAGUGGUCGCGCCAGCGCGUUACGCUCAAGCGUCGCUUCAACCUUCUGCUUACGCAGCAAAAAGCAAUCGAAAAACCAUACAUCCGUCCACUCGAUCCCAGCUCGUUCACGACACCAUGCGCCGCUGAGAACGACUCAUCCACAACAAAUAGAACAUGA